This is a messenger RNA of Kuraishia capsulata CBS 1993, 1650 nucleotides long. RefSeq lists its product as uncharacterized. The transcript has a single exon. Gene Ontology annotation, cellular component: nucleus. The record is from RefSeq and is a predicted model, not a curated record. Gene Ontology annotation, biological process: ubiquitin-dependent protein catabolic process. Bases 1 to 1650 code for a protein of 549 amino acids. Lineage: Eukaryota; Fungi; Ascomycota; Pichiomycetes; Pichiales; Pichiaceae. Gene Ontology annotation, molecular function: ubiquitin protein ligase binding; ubiquitin binding.
AUGUUCCGAGUGGAGACCGCCGCCUCCCAGGAUUUUGCAGAGGUUCUCCAACAGUUGAGCAGCAAAAUUCCGGACAUGGAUGCGUCAUCCCUGUCUAUCUCGGACAAGCCCAGUGACAAGGGCAAAAGUGCUUUGACAUUCGUCGGGCAGACGGUUUCGCAAUUAAGUCUCAAAAACGGUGACUUGUUGUUUCUGAGUUACUCCAACAAGAGAUCAGAUGAGACUGCUCGGGAUUCUGCCUCUGUUGCUCUCAAUGGGGUUGCCACAACGAAAUCUACUACUCAAUUACCGGUGGAUGACUUAUUGGACAAGCAACAAGGGCUUAUCAAAAGGGGAAGAAGCACGUUUUGUAGACACACCGAGAAAGGAAUGUGCGAAUACUGCUCGCCGUUACCACCUUGGGACAAGGCAUAUCAGGAGGAGAACAACAUCAAGCAUAUAUCAUAUCAUGCCUACGUUAAAGAGAUGAAUGCCAAUGUGAAUAAGAACGAUUCCAGCUUCAUUGCUCCUUUGGAAGAAGAGACUUUCAAGAUUGACAAGCAUUGUCCCACGGGACAUUCCCCAUGGCCCAAGGGCAUUUGCUCAAAAUGCCAGCCUUCGGCGAUCACGCUUCAGCAGCAAAGAUUCCGUAUGGUUGACCACGUGGAGUUCACAAACAGCGAAACCAUAAACAAUUUUAUCAACAGCUGGAGAUUGUCGGGUACCCAGCGGUUUGGGGUUCUUCUAGGAACCUACGAUGUUUAUGAUAAGGUUCCUCUUGGACUCAAGGCCAAAGUUGAGGCAAUCUAUGAGAUUCCUCAAAUUGACGACGAAGACGGAAUCACACUUCAGCAAUGGGAUAACGAAGAACAAGUCUUGGAUGUGGCUAAACGACUAGGCUUGGUGCCAGUCGGAACAAUCUUCAGCGAUUUGACCGAUACCGGUGCUGGAGAUGGUUCUGUGGUGUGCAAGAGACAUAAAGACUCCUUUUUCCUCUCGUCUUUGGAGGUGAUAUUUGCGGCCAAAUGGCAGCUCAAGAACCCCAAUGUGACCAAAUGGUCCCGUUCGGGCAAGUUUUCAUCGAAAUUCGUCACGUGUGUGGUUUCUGGAAACUCCAAGGGCGAGAUUGAUAUUGCAUCGUACCAAAUUUCGCAAGCUGGAGAGGCUCUCGUCUCAGCAGACCUGAUAAGUGCUUCUACUCAUCCAAACGCAUGUUUCAUCAACGAACAGACAGAUGAUAGAUACGUGCCGGAGAUCUUCUACAAGAUGGUGAACGAAUAUGGAAUUCCCGUUAAGAAGAGUGCAUCGCCAUGGUUCCCAGAUGAAUAUCUCAUUGUGUCACUCACACAUGGGUUCCCCCAGGACUCUUCUUCGGCAAGAUUCCGUUCAGAAAAACAGUUCACGAUAGAAAAUAGAGGCUUUCUGGGUACUCCUCAAGGACUACGACAGGCUCUGGAGCUCAUUGACGUGGAUGGAGGCGAUUUGAAUACGUCCAAGCUGAGACUCCAAGACUUCCAUUUGAUUUCGUAUCUGCUCUCUCUCGGUGUUCUUAGCAGGGCCGAGGAGGAGCUGCUGAUUACAGCCACCAGGCCCGAUGAGGGGACAGAAGAGGCUUUCUAUGAGCUACUGGGUAGCCCUGGAUGGGGGACGUUAGUUACUAUGGCUGAGUAA